Messenger RNA from Rotaria sp. Silwood1, 4077 nucleotides. NCBI's taxonomy places the organism in Eukaryota, Metazoa, Rotifera, Eurotatoria, Philodinida, Philodinidae. The record is from the annotation of a GenBank genome assembly.
AUGAAUGCUAAACAAAGCUUAGAUGAAAUGCAAAUGAAAUUUCUUAUGAAUAAAGAUAUGAUAUAUCGUCAUUUGCAAUGUGUUCGUGGUAGUCCACAAUACUGGUAUAAACGUUUAAAAGACUUAUUCGGAAUGACACGUCAACUAGGUUUUCCAACUUUUUUUCUUACACUAUCAUGUGCUGAUCUACGUUGGAAAGAAUUCACUGAUACUUUUGUACGUCACACUGGAGCUUCAAUAAAAGAAUCAUAUACAUUUGAAGAAAAAACAAAGCUUUUACGUGCGAAUCCUGUUCUAGCUGCACGUUUGUUUGAAAAACGAUUUAAUACAUUUAUGAAUUUGUUUAUUAAAGGUGGAGCAUCGUGUCUAGGCAUUGUAGAAGACUGGUUUGCUCGUAUAGAAAUGCAAAUGCGAGGUUCACCACAUUCUCACAUGCCACUUUGGGUAAAAGGUGCACCUGUUUACAUUGGAUUGCACACCGAUGAAAAAACUCGUGAGGAAAUCGUUAAAUUUUGUGACAAAUAUAUUACGACACGAUUCCCAUCAUUAGAAGAAGAUCCAAUAUUACACUAUCUUGUCAAAGAAUUACAGACUCAUUCUCGUAACCAUUCAAAGUCUUGUUUAAAAUUUUAUAAAAUGUUGUGCCGUUUUGGAUUUCCUCGGCCUGUUGCUCGACGGACAUUCAUUUGUGAACCAUUAAAAGCUGAGAAUGAUGAUGAUAAACAAAAAUUUAAAAGAAUGAAAGAAAUUCUAAUUGAAAUGAAUGCAACGAUGAAUAAAUUAGAAAAAGAAAAAAUUUUGUCAUGGUCGGAUUUUGAUAAUCUUCUAGCAAAGUAUAAUUGGACCUAUGAGGAUUACGAAUGUGCUCUUCGUGUUGUUCAUACAAGAACGACCAUGAUUCAUAAAAGAGAACCUAAUGCACGAUGGGUUAAUCAAUAUAAUGAAGAAAUAUUGAGAACAUGGAAUGCUAAUAUGGAUAUUCAAUUCGUACUUGAUCCAUAUGCUUGUGCAAAAUAUCUUAUGUCAUAUACAACAAAACCAGAACGAGAAAUGAGUUUAUUAUUAGAAGCAACUCAUAAAGAAUGUCGUGAAGGAAAUAUGUCCGUUCGAGAAGAAAUGAAAAAAUUAACAGGUACUUUUUUUAAUCAUCGACAAGUUAGUGUACAAGAAGCUAUUUAUCGUGCAACUAAAAUGCCACUAACAUAUUCAAGUCGAGGUUUUGUUUUUGUACCAGCACAUUCAAAUAGUUGUAAAUUUUUAAAAUCACAAAAUAUAUUAAAAGAAUUGGAUCCAGAUGACGAAAAUAUAUAUAUGUCUAACUUAGCUGACAAAUAUUUUGAUAGACCAGAAGAACUGGAAUUCGAUAUUUGUAUGGCAGAUUUUGCUUCUGAAUAUGAAAUCAUAUCGAUUAAUAAAAACAUUAAAAAUCCAAAGACUCCAAUUAAACGAUUACAAACACUAAAUUUUGCUAUUAAGAAACGUUGUAAUCGUAAUGCUAUUAUUCGGUAUCCAUAUUUCAAUAGAGAAACAGAUAGAGAAAAUUAUUUUCAAAAUCUUCUUUCUCUCUAUUUACCGAUAAGAAGUCGAAGUGAAUUGAAAAAACCUUAUGAAUUGUUUUAUGAAAUAGGUGAAAUAUUUGAUGCUCGACAACAAUGUAUAAGAAAAGUAAAAGAAGUUGUCUAUGAAAAUCGAAAAAAAUAUGAAGCUCAUUGGAAAGAAACAGAUGAAGCGGAAUCAUUAUUUAAUCAAUUAUCAGUAGAUAUGAAAGACAACGAAUGGGCUGAAAUUGUUGCUAAUAAAGAAAAGGAUAAUAUAUGGUCAGGAGAUAUUGAACGAGAAGAUAAUCCCGAUUUUAAUAUUAUUCAUAAAGGAAAAAAUAAAAAUACGUUCAUUGACUUGAAGCAAACUUUUGCUACUACAGAUGAAAUAAGACCCUUCUUAGAAUCGAUGAACUAUGAACAACAAGAAGUAUUUUAUUAUGUUCGAGAAUGGUGUACAAAACGUUUACAUAAUCCUAAUGUCGAACCUCUUCGUUUGUUCAUUACGGGAGGAGCAGGCACAGGUAAAAGUCACCUUUUGAAAUGUCUUCAUUACGAAGCAACAAAAAUUUUUUCUCGAAAAAAACAUUUAGAACCCGAUGAGAAUAUUGACGAGAUUCAUACAUUGAUCACAGCUUUUACUGGUGCAGCAGCUGUCAAUGUUGGUGGAGUAACUAUUCAUAGUGCAUUCGGUAUUGGAACUCAACAUAAUAGUUUAAGUGAUAAUUUAUCUUGUGAUAAAUUAAAUAGUUAUCGUUGUAAGUUGGGUACACUUAAAUUAUUAUUUGUUGAUGAAGUUUCUCUUAUACAAGCAAGUUUAUGGGGUGCUAUGCAUUCUCGUCUUACUCAAAUCAUGGGUAUACAUUCGAAUACAGCUAUUUUUGGUAAUGUUGGUAUAGUUGCUAUAGGUGAUUUUUAUCAAUGUUCACCAGUAGCAGCUUCAAGUAUUUAUUCUUCUUUACUUUGGUCUGAUCAUUUUGAAUAUGUUGAACUUAAAAUCAAUGAAAGACAAAAAACAAACAUUUUUUUCUCACAAAUGCUUAAUCGUAUUCGAAAAAUUAAAAAAAAAGAAGAUAUGAGUAAAGAAGAUCGUGAUGUGCUUGAAAAAUGUCAUCAACGUUAUUUGAAUAAAGAAUAUCAUCUAGAAGCAUUGCAUCUUUUUGCUAGAAAUGCUCAGGUUGAUGCACAUAACGAAGAAAUGAUUGAGAAAAUUUGCACGAAUAUUCGAAUAUUCUAUGAAGUUAAUAAUAAUGAUAAAGAAAUAAAAUCGAACGGAAGAACAGAAACAAAAAAAAAUAGUAAGCCAUUACGACUUGCUAAAAAUGCUCGUGUGAUGAUGACGAAAAAUAUUUGUGUAAAUGAUGGAUUAGCAAAUGGUGUCACAGGUUGUAUUGUAGAAUUUGUAGAAAAUAAUAAUAAAGAUGUUUCUCAUAUAAUAAUUAAAUGUGAUUCAUCUAAAGUUGGACGUCUUCAUAGAGUUAGUUGUCCACGUUGUCAUGGACGAGAUACAAUAUGUGUGAUGCGAGAAAGUAACACUAUUGAUCGACUAGAAUAUGAUUCACAAUCAAAAAAAGGUACAAAACAAUUUCCUUUACGUCUUAGCUGGGCAAUGACUAUACACAAAGCUCAAGGAAUUACUGUUGAUCAAGUUGUUAUUAGUACGAAAGAUUUUUUUGGAAGUGGAAUGGGAUAUACAGUAUUAUCACGUGUUCGUAUCCUAGAAGGACUGUUUCUUAUUGAUUUACACUUUGACAAAUUCUAUUGUAACGAAAAUGUUGAUAGAGUUCUUUCUCAAAUGAAAAUAAUGAGAAAAAAACAAUUAAUAUUUCAAGAAUCUUCACAAUUCUUGAAUAUAUUGUUUCACAAUAUUGAAGGAUUAAAAUGUAAUUUUAAAGCAUUUUCUAAUUACCAUUUAUUACAUAAAGCAGAUUUGAUUUGUCUAGCAGAAACAUGGUUGAAAGAUGAUACUCGAUUGGAUCAUCUUCAAAUUAAUGGUUAUAAUCUUGUUCAUAAAACACGAGCAUGUUCAUUUGUAGCAAACCAUUUACUUCAUUCACAAAAAGGUGGUGGUGUUGCAAUAUAUUUUCGAGAAACUAUUCCUAUAAAAAAAAUUGAUUCAUAUGCACAUGUAAAUCUUGAAUGUAUUACUUUUGAAAUAGAAAAAAGUAACAUAGUUAUUAUCGUAUGUUAUCGAUCACCACAGCAAAAUAAAAAAGAAUUUGUUGUAAAUUUAAUUGAACAUUUAAAACAAUUUAAUAUUGACAAAAAUAUUCUUCUUAUUGGCGAUUUUAAUGAAGAUAGUCUUGAAAAUAAAUCAAAACCUAUUGAAACAAAAUUGGAAAAUUUAGGUUUUGUAAAUAUGUUUAAAGAUAUGCCUACCACGAAUAGUUUAACAAGCCUUGAUUGUGUUUAUUCUAAUUUUAUACUAAAUAAAGUUCAAUAUCGAGAUGUGACAGGAAUAUUUUAUAGCUUUCAUGAUGCAUUAAUUUGUUCCAUUGAUAUAGAAAAUAAAAAAAAAAGAAUCAAACAAAGAGGUUGA